AUGGACCGUGAUUUCUACUCGUUCGUGGCCGCACGCGAUGUGCCUACCGAAUUGAGUGUACGAAUACUAGGUCCACCUCUGUGCCUGCGGUGUGAGCUGUACGCCAACAAUAAACCACUCGCGUUGCCCGUAUACACAUCCCUCUCUUCUCCGGGAUCGCGGCAUAGCUGGAACGAAUGGCUUCAUUUCCCUUACCCCAUCGCAGACGUACCUCUGGAUGCACAACUCGUAUUUACACUUCUUGACAUUGCUGGCCCUUUCCAGGAAGUCGUUUUGGGUGGGACGACGAUGCCUCUUUUUGGCAAGCGAGGCACACUCCGCCGUGGACAGCAACGUCUAGGGCUCUGGCGCGGUCAAGCAGGUGAUCCACAUAGCCCCACGUCAACGCCACAUCGUCAUGAUACCACAUCCGAGGCUGCGCGUCUAGAUAAGUGCGUCAAACGUCAUCAACGCGGCACGAUCCCCGCCGAUCCCUGGCUCGAUGCACUUACAUUUCACCGCAUCGACGAGAUUCGCGAGGCGCAUGUUGCAGCAUCACAGGACCUUGUGCUCACCAUUGAAAUGCCCGCAUGGGACCAGCCUGUGGUGUUCGGCGACGUAGAGCCUGUCCUCAGCCCUUGGCGUCCGGCUAGCCAUGGUGCUGUGCGCAUGCCAGCAAACGACACGCCUACCUCUUCACAAGGCCAAGGCUCUUUAUUGGCCCAAACACCGUGGAUUACACCUUCUCUUUUCAUGGUGACGGAUCCGGAAGCUGAGAGUGAGAACAUUGUCGAGGCCAAGCACCGCCGCCUCGUGCGAAGUCAACGUCUGCCUGAUUCAGAUCGAGAGCGUAAGCCUACGGCGGCAGUGCGCGAUCAGCUUCAGUCACUACUCGCUUCCCCUCCUACACGUGUACUGACCUCCGAAGAAAUGGACCUGAUUUGGUCGUUCCGGUACUAUUUGACGCGCUUCUCUGCGGGUCUGACCAAGUUUGUAAAGUCUGUCGUGUGGUCCGACGCGCAAGAAGCCCAGCAGGCCACCGAGGACCUGUUGCCAAUGUGGGCGGAGCCGCAGCUGUCCGAUGCGCUGGAACUUUUAGGCCCUACCUUCCGCCACUUGGCUGUACGGACAUACGCUGUACGACAGCUGCAUAAAGCCAGCGAUGCGGAGCUUAUGCUAUACUUGCUCCAGCUUGUGCAAGCACUCAAGUUUGAUGAAACAGCAUGGCGUACUGCAGACGCCACGCAAAAAGACAUGUACACCAAAGCCUCUAGCUUGGAAGCGCCGCUACGUUUGAUCGAUUGGCUAUGUCUUCGAGGAGCCCGCCAUGUCGAAUUGGGGACUAGACUCUACUGGUACAUCACAGCGGAGCAGUCCGAUGCGCGACAUGGUGAAUUAUACCAACGUAUUGCUGAUACGCUGUGGGGCGUCUUUUCUUCGGAGAACCUGGAGCUUGUAAGUAUGUUGGAACGACAACGCCACUUUGUCGAUGUGCUUUCUACACGCAGCGCAGAGAUCCGUCGCUCGCGAGAUGCACGGCCGAAGAAAAUUGAACGGUUGCAUGCAUGGCUUAUGGACAAAAAGACAGGGCUUCGUGUCCUGCAGCCUCCGUUGGCGCUGCCCUUGGAUCCCCUAGUCCACAUCACCGGGAUUGUGCCCGAAAACAGUACGGUGUUUAAGAGCAAUUUAUUCCCACUCCGACUGGAAUGCCGUACGACCAACGAAGACGCGUCACCGUAUACCAUGAUUGUGAAAAAUGGUGACGAUCUGCGCCAAGACCAGCUGGUGAUCCAGUUAUUCGCCCUCAUGGACCAGCUGCUUCGUGCAGAGAAUUUGGAUCUGAGGAUUACGCCGUACCAUGUGCUCGCCACAGGACCCCAGGAUGGAAUGGUUCAGUAUGUGCCCAGCAUGAGCGUUGCGGCCGUCGUUGCACAGCAUGGUGAUCUACUUAGCUACUUGCGUGCGCAUCACCCUGACCCUGCGAAUGCGGCCACGUUCCAUGUGCAAGCGUCGGUGCUAGAUACCUUUGUGCGCAGUUGUGCCGGCUACUGUGUUAUCACCUACCUGCUUGGCGUGGGCGAUCGUCAUCUGGACAAUUUGCUGCUCGCCCCCGAUGGACGGUUCUUCCAUGUGGACUUCGGCUACAUUCUUGGCCGCGAUCCCAAACCCUUCCCACCUCCAGUCAAGAUCUGUAAGGAGAUGGUCGAUGCGAUGGGUGGCCCUUCUUCUAUGUACUAUAUGCGCUUCAAAAAACUAUGCCAUACGGCAUUCGCGUGCCUACGAAAAAAUGCGAACCUGAUUCUCAACCUGGUCUCGCUCAUGGUCGAAGCAGAUAUACCCGACAUUCGCGCCGAGCCGGAUAAGGCUGUGGUGAAAAUCCAGGAAAAGUUUAUGCUGGACGUGAAUGAGGAGCAAGCUGCUACACGCUUCGAGGGCUUACUCAAUGAUACGUCCUACAUUUCUUCCAUGUUUGAUCGAUUGCAUAACAUGGCACAGUACUUCCGUCCAUAA
Molecule: messenger RNA, 2490 nt
Organism: Malassezia pachydermatis
Lineage: Eukaryota; Fungi; Basidiomycota; Malasseziomycetes; Malasseziales; Malasseziaceae
Product: atypical pikk pi3k protein kinase
Exons: 5
Coding region: 1-2490 (829 amino acids)
Biological process (GO): autophagy of peroxisome; phosphatidylinositol-mediated signaling; autophagosome assembly
Cellular component (GO): phosphatidylinositol 3-kinase complex, class III, type II; endosome; peroxisome
Molecular function (GO): 1-phosphatidylinositol-3-kinase activity
Source: RefSeq, a predicted model, not a curated record